AUGCACUUCAACGUACUGGCUGUGAGCGUAGCUCACGCCGUACAGGAUCUACUCGGGGUGCUUCAACUCCAGCUCUGUGAUGCCCGGAUCGCGGUGGAACAUGCCGCCGCGAAUAACGAACCGCUCGCUGUACAAGAGCUCGCGACUCUACAAGUCGAACACAUCGAGUUGCAGGUGAAGCAGGAGACGGCACGCGUAUCGACAGGCUUCGAUCUUUUGAGGCGCGAUGCUCCCGCCGACAAGGCCGUCGGAACUGACGCCAAACCUAGUUUCGCUGCGGCUGUCGACGAACAUGACGAGGACACGCAUGACACUGGCGACAAUGAGUGCGAGCUCAUCGGGGAGGGUGUGUGCCAGCCCGAAAGCGUCGACCGCGGGACGCUCAAGCCUCGCAAGGAAUCGACCGUGUUCACCGACAUUGAUGAUGCCGGUGUGCGGCUCUUCGAGCAUCUUCCGACUGGCCUGAUUCUGUCUAUCACGAAUUCAGUGCACUUUGGGCUGCAGGAGAGUCGUAACGACUUCGAGGAUAGGACUGCAAAGGCGCCUGCACAAACACCGCUGAUGGGUUCCCUUGUGUCCAAGUCGCGCUUUGGGCUGAACUUCCACGACCCCAUCAAAAAGGAGCCCAAGUUCUCUACAGGUGUCGCUGUCAGAUACCACGAUGCCAGCGCUGCCAUAGUGGUAUCUGACAGUCGCUCGCUGCAUCGCCAUUCGGCGCUUGCGGACGUCAUCAAGAUGCACGGCACGCAUGGCAUCGCAGCAAUUGCGCACGCUCUUCUGGAAGCCUACAACGGUGACAAACUUUUCGCUGGCUAUGUUUUGCCCCGUGCUCGGGAACUCACGACCAUCCUGGACAUCGCGAUUGCAAAGCUCUCGACGCCCGUGACGGAUACGAAACAGCUCCCGCUACUUGUGGAGCUUCUUGCCCCUACAGGCAACGAGAAGAAGCGAGAUGCGUCGCAUCUGGACGCCGAAGCCGGGCCUCCGAAGCGUGCUUCCCGUUUGCGUAACGUAUAA
This is a messenger RNA of Peniophora sp. CBMAI 1063, 1017 nucleotides long. The record is from the annotation of a GenBank genome assembly. Lineage: Eukaryota; Fungi; Basidiomycota; Agaricomycetes; Russulales; Peniophoraceae.